This is a messenger RNA of Hymenoscyphus albidus, 1326 nucleotides long. The record is from the annotation of a GenBank genome assembly. NCBI's taxonomy places the organism in Eukaryota, Fungi, Ascomycota, Leotiomycetes, Helotiales, Helotiaceae.
AUGUCUUCCUCCACUGCUCUCCUUCCCAAAGACCGCAAGAACAAUGAUCAUGUAAGCCUCCGUCUCGCUCUUCUCUCCUGCUGGUCAUGACAUCGAUAUCAACAUCAGCAUCGUCUGCUAACCAUCUCGUCGUACCAGCCCAUCUUCCUCCGUGUCUGCCAUUCCCCAUGGGUCAGCAUUGACCAGAAGUCGUUGCUCGCUCUCCGUUUCGUUACCGCCGUUUACUUGAGCUUCAGCUUUGUCAUGGUCCAGGACUUUGAGCACAAUCAACAAAAGCGUGGUUGGUUGUCUGUCUUUGAUUUCGGCAACAUUGCAUACUUCUUGCAGGUUCUAUACCACUGGAUGGCAUUUGUAAGUAAUUUCUGCCUCUUUUGAUUCCUCCCUUCGUUGGGCAGCUUGCUAACGUUAGAGGCAGAGCUGGACUUUCAUGCACCUCCACUAUCCUCACCACGGUAGCCAAGAGCGAUCAGCCUCCACUCUGAUGCAGAAGUUCUUCUCGCCCCCACGUCAACGCAACAACUCCACCUGCGGCAACAAUCGUGUAUGGUUCAGCGUCUUCUACUAUGCUGUCCACAGUUUCCCACAUGUCGUUACACUGAUCCAAUGGUCUGUUUUGUAUCCACGAAAUCACACCCAGGUUCCUGGUAGGUUCCACGCCUCUGGUUAGAUAACUUUGGUUUUCUGACUUGCUUCACAGCUGAUGAGGUAUUCGGUCACGGAUGGUUGGUCAAGUUCUUUGUCUUCAACAAGUUCGCCGUCAACUCCGCCAUUGCCUUGAUUGAGGUCUUCUUCUUCAGCAGCAUCAAGCGUGCCGACGUAAGUAUACCUUGUUCUCUUCUGAGAUGAAAGCUAAAAGCUAACUCGAGCAGUCCGUCUGGGCUCACAUUUUCGGUAUCACAUUCUUGUCUUCGGCCUACGUCGGUUGGUCAUAUACCGGAUAUGCCGCCACUGGUAAAUUCGCCUACUACUUCUUCGAUCACAACAAGGUUGGAUGGGAUGAUGCUUCCGCUGCCGUCAUGGCUUUCAUCGCCUCGGCCAACUCUGGUGAGCCAAUUGAGAUUUCGCAUGUACAUUCAACUUUUACUAACGGUACUAGCAUUCGUCUUUGUCUACGGCCUCACGUCUUUCCGUGAGAAGCUCACCACGCAGUCUGAGCAAAAGAGCUACGGAUACACUUCUCUCCCUCAAUAAGGAGUGACUGUGCUCCAAGUUGCUCGUCUCCGGGUGCUUUUGUCGCGUAAACAAAAUGCAUUGGAGCUGUCGUGGUCGACUGAGAAGAUACGUGGGAUUGAUACUUUCGUUUAUUGCUGGGUGGUUAUGGUUUCA